UGGGCCAUGGCUAGCCGGGUGGCAGAGCUGGGGACCGAGCUCCUGUCCUUCGAGCGGUUCCGAGAAGCGAGCGCACCGCGCCUCGCCUACGGCUACGGCCCGCGUAACCUGCGCGAACUGCGGGAGAGCGAGUUUGGUCGCCUGGCAGGAACUGUUUACCUUGACCAUGCAGGAGCCACCUUGUUUCCCCAGAGCCAGCUCACAAGCUUCACUAAAGAUCUCAUGGAAAAUGUUUAUGGCAAUCCGCACAGUCAGAACAUCACCAGCAGGCUCACCUAUGACACCAUUGAGCAGGUGCGCUGCAGGAUUCUGGCUCACUUCCACACUACCCUGGAGGACUACAGUGUGAUCUUCACAGCUGGGAGCACAGCUGCUCUCAGGCUUGUAGCAGAAGCCUUUCCGUGGGUGCCCUGGGGUCCAGAAAGCAAUGGGAGUCGGUUCUGCUACCUCACCGACAACCACACCUCCGUGGUGGGCAUGAGGAAGGUGGCUGCAACCAUGAAUGUCCCAUCCACCCCGGUCAGACCAGAGGACAUGUGCUUGGUGGAGGAACGGGGUGCUGUGCCCCAUGACACUGACUGUCAACUUCCUCAUCUCUUCUGUUACCCUGCUCAGAGUAACUUUUCUGGAAUCAGAUACCCCUUGUCCUGGGUAAGAGAUGUCCAGUCUGGGCAGAUGAACCCUGUGAGCACACCUGGGAAGUGGUUUGUGCUGCUUGAUGCAGCCUCCUAUGUGAGCACCUCACCUUUGGAUUUAUCGGUGCACCAGGCAGACUUUGUCCCCAUCUCCUUUUAUAAGAUCUUCGGAUUUCCCACUGGCCUGGGUGCUCUGCUGGUCAAUAACCGUGUGGUCCCUCUACUCAGGAAAGGCUACUUUGGAGGAGGGACUGCUUCUGCCUACCUUGCAGGAGAGGACUUCUACAUCCCGAGGCCAUCAGUGGCUGAAAG
Messenger RNA from Castor canadensis (American beaver), 947 nucleotides. NCBI's taxonomy places the organism in Eukaryota, Metazoa, Chordata, Mammalia, Rodentia, Castoridae. The record is from RefSeq and is a predicted model, not a curated record.